Molecule: messenger RNA, 456 nt
Organism: Lactuca virosa
Lineage: Eukaryota; Viridiplantae; Streptophyta; Magnoliopsida; Asterales; Asteraceae
Source: the annotation of a GenBank genome assembly
AUGUACUCGAUUCAUCCCGGCAGCACUAAGAUGUAUAGGGAUCUGAAACCCUACUAUUGGUGGCCGGCGAUGAAGCUCGAUGUUGUAAAUUAUGUGGCAAAUUGUGUAACAUGUGCGAGAGUUAAGGCACAACAUCAGAAACCGUAUGGGAGUUUAGAACCUUUACAUGUACACAUGGGUAAAUGGGAAGACAUCACCAUGGAUUUUGUGACUAAACUGCCCAGGACGAAGAACAGUCACGACAUGAUUUGGGUGGUCGUGGAUCGGUUCACAAAGAGUGCACACUUCAUAGCGGCCAAUGAGAGAUGGUCUAUGGAUAAGCUUGCAAAUGCUUACGUGAAGGAGUUAGUAAGACUUCACGGUGUUCCUUUAAUGAUUAUAUCAGAUCGUGAUAGUCGUUUCACAUUAAGGUUUUGGAGGAGUCUACAAGAGGAAAUGGGUACGAAGUUGUGUUGA